This is a messenger RNA of Microthlaspi erraticum, 3456 nucleotides long. Lineage: Eukaryota; Viridiplantae; Streptophyta; Magnoliopsida; Brassicales; Brassicaceae. The record is from the annotation of a GenBank genome assembly.
AUGACUGGCUUCUCGAGCUUGUUUUCUAACAGAAAUGGAGCAAUCUCUCUAUUGCGUCUUAGUUCCUCCAAAUUCGGAUGUUUCUCUCGAGUAUGGUUCUCUUGCGGCGCUGUGAAACAGUCGAAACGAGAAAAUUAUGCUUCUCAGGAAGCAUUUGGUGUCUCUGGAGUUGAUAUGGAGAAGAGCAUAUAUAACAUUCUUACUAUCGACCGUUGGGGAUCUCUAAACCAUAUGGAUUAUAGGCAAGCUCGUCUUAGACCAGUUCAUGGGAAGCUGGCUCUCAAGUUUCUGAAAUGGGUCGUUAAGCAGCCCGGUUUGGAGCCUGACCAUCUUCUUCAGUUCUUCUGUAUCACUACCCAUAUACUUGUCAGAGCUAGAAUGUAUGACCCUGCAAGGCACAUCUUGAAGGAGCUAUCUUCGAUGGGCAACAAACCAAGCUUUGUUUUUGGCUCGUUAAUGACGACAUACCGUCUUUGCAAUUCAAACCCUGCGGUUUUCGACAUCUUGAUUCGAGUUUAUCUGAGAGAAGGAAUGAUUCAAGAUUCUCUUGAAAUAUUCCGCUUGAUGGGUCUUUACGGGUUUAACCCUUCUGUGUAUACUUGCAACGCAAUGCUAGGUUCCAUUGUAAAGAGCGAUGAUGGGGAUGUGGCGGUUUGGUCUUUCUUGAAGGAAAUGCUUAAGAGGAAGAUUUGUCCGGAUGUAGCUACCUUCAAUAUACUGAUUAAUCUGCUCUGUGCGCAAGGGAAGUUCAAGAAGUCGAGUUAUCUCAUGGAGAAGAUGGAGAAGAGUGGCUAUUCCCCAACUGUAGUUACGUACAAUACUGUGCUCCAUUGGUAUUGUAAAAAGGGGAGAUACAAAGCUGCUAUUGAGCUUAUAGAUCGGAUGAGGUCGAAAGGGGUUGAUGCUGAUGUCUGUACGUAUAAUAUGCUUAUCCACGAUUUGUGCAGGAAUAAUAGAAGUGCUAAAGGCUAUUUGUUGCUGAGGACGAUGAGGAAGAGGAUGAUUUACCCCAAUGAAGUCACGUACAAUACACUGAUUAGUGGGUUUUGUGUUGAAGGGAAGGUUCUCAUUGCUCGUCGACUUUUGGAUGAGAUGUUAAGCUUUGGUCUUUCCCCGAAUAAUGUUACUUUCAAUGCUUUGAUUGAUGGACACAUUAGUGAGGGAGACUUUAGAGAAGCUUUGAAGAUGUUUUAUAUGAUGGAAGUUUAUGGUCUUGUACCUAAUGGAGUUAGCUAUGGCGUGCUUUUAGAUGGGCUGUGCAAGCUUGCGGAGUUUGAUCUAGCGAGAGGCUUUUACAUGAGGAUGAAGAGAGAUGGGAUCGCUGUUGGGCGAAUAACUUACACUGGAAUGAUUAAUGGGUUUUGCAAGAGUGGCUUAUUAGAGGAAGCAGUUGAGAUGCUUAAUGAGAUGAGUAAGGAUGGUAUUGAUCCUGAUAUUGUCACAUACUCUGCACUUAUAAAUGGAUUCUGCAAGGUGGGGAGGUUUAUAACCGCAAAGGAAAUAGUAUGUAGGAUUUACAGAACUGGUCUUAGUCCAAAUGGCAUUGUAUACUCAACCUUGAUAUACAAUUGUUGCAGGAUGGGAUUCUUAAAGGAAGCAUUAAGAAUUUAUGAAGCUAUGAUCCUCCAGGGCCAUACUCCAGACCUGUUCACAUUCAAUGUACUUGACUCUUCCUUAUGUAAAGCUGGUAAAGUGGGUGAGGCAGAAGAGUUUAUGCGUUGCAUGACAAGUGAUGGUAUUCUUCCUAACGCAGCUAGCUUUGAUUGUCUUAUCAAUGGGUAUGGAAGCUCCGGUGAAGGGCUAAAAGCGUUCUCUAUAUUCGAUGAGAUGACCAAAGUCGGUCAUCGCCCAACGUUCUUCACAUAUGGUAGUCUGCUCAAGGGAUUAUGCAAAGGUGGGCAUUUGAAAGAGGCAGAGAAGUUUCUGAAUAGCCUCCAUGAUGUUCCUGCAGCUGUUGAUACUGUUAUGUACAACACACUUCUCACCGCGGUGUGUAAAGUAGGGAACUUGGACAAGGCUGUCUCUCUUUUUGGUGAGAUGGUGCAGCGAAGCAUUCUGCCUGACAGUUACACAUACACCAGUCUUAUCUCUGGGUUGUGUAGGAAGGGAAAGACAGUUAUUGCCAUACUUUUUGCUAAGGAAGCUGAGGCUCGAGGUCAUUUGCUUCCCAACAAGGUGAUGUAUACCUGUUUUGUGGAUGGCAUGUUCAAGGCUGGCCAGUGGAGAGCUGGUUUUUGUUUUCUUGAGGAAAUGGAGAAACUUGGUCUUACACCUGAUGCUGUCACAACAAAUGCAAUGAUUGAUGGUUACUUAAGAAUGGGGAAGAUAGAGAAGACUAAUGACCUUCUUUCUGAUAUGAGGAACCAAAACCAGGGUCCUAAUCUGACUACCUACAAUAUUCUCUUGCAUGGUUAUUCAAAGAGGAAAGACUUAUCAACAAGCUUUAUGCUGUAUAGAUCCAUGAUACUGGACGGCAUUUCACCUGAUAAGCUCACAUGCCAUUCUCUUAUUCUCGGGAUUUGUGAGUCCAACAUGUUGGAGAUUGGUGUUAAGAUCUUGAAAGCAUUCAUAUGCAGAGGUUAUGAAGUUGACAGGAGUACGUUCAACAUGCUAAUCUCCAAGUGUUGUGCGAAUGGAGAGAUCAGCAAGGCAUUUGAUCUUGUUAAUGUCAUGACCUUAGUGGGAAUCUCCCCUGACAAAAACACUUACGAUGCUAUUGUAAGCGUCCUCAACAUGAACCACAGAUUCCAGGAAUCUCGAGUGGUGUUGCACGAGAUGUCGAAGCAAGGUCUAUCUCCCGAGUGUACAAAGUACAUUGGUCUGCUUAAUGGUCUUUGCAGAGUGGGAGAUAUAAAGACUGCGUUUGCGUUGAAGGAUGAGAUGAUAGCAUGUAAGAUAUGUCCGCCUAGUGUAGCUGAGAGUGCAAUGGUGAGAGCGCUUGCAAAAUGCGGUAAGGCUGAAGAAGCUACGCUGCUUCUACGGUCUAUGCUGAAAAAGAAGCUGGUUCCGACUAUUGCUAGUUUCACUACUCUCAUGCACAUGUUUUGCAAGAGUGGCGAUGUUACUGAGGCUCUGGAUUUAAGAGAACUCAUGAGAAAUUGUGGCCUGAAGCUUGAUCUCGUGUCGUACAAUGUAUUGAUUAGUGGACUAUGUCGUAAAAGUGAUAUGGUAGCUGCAUUUGAACUCUAUGAAGAGAUGAAACGAGAUGGUUUCUUAGCCAAUGUGACCACUUACAAAGCUCUCAUCAGUGGGAUUCUUUCCAGAGAAACCGCAUUCGAUGGGACUGAUAUCGUCUUAAAGGAUCUACUUGCAAGGGGAUUCAUAACAUCCUUGAGCUCGUCUCAAGAUUCACACAAAACAUUGACAAUAGUCAUGGAGAAGCUGAAGGCUUUGCAAACUUACCAGGUGAAAUUACAGUUUAUCACCCGUGAAGAGCUAGCUGGAUGUCCAGAGUAA